AUGGAUACAUACAACAGGUUCCUGGCUGAGAAUGUCCUUACAGAAGACAAAGUGGUCACGUAUCGGUUCCUGAGCCGAGCACUUCAGGUGCAUGUCAAUUCAGCGAAGCAGAUGUUGUACGAGUUCCACAGGAGCCAGAAUGCCAAGCGUCCGGGAGCUGUGCAUGCCACUUACUUGGUGUACGGCACAAAGAGGGCGAGCGAUGGGCCGUCAGCAUCGCCGAAUGGCACUGAUGGCGACAUCGAUAUGUCAAGUUCAGCGCCCGAGGUCGAGUCGCUUACCGAAGUUGUGCCCACAUCCACGCUCUCUCUAGUUCCUGAGGAGCGACUGAAAGAGGCUCUUGCAGAAUAUGACGAGGUCACCUCAGUUCAUGUCUACAGCAUCGGCCCUCACCCAGCAAAGGACAUGGCUCUCCUUGUCGAUGCAGCCAACCAAGUGCUUAGCCUUGGCACCGGGGCUGACCAAAAGCGUCUUGCUCCCAUAAUCAAUCCCAGAGUGCGCCGCAGAGAGCGGCAGGAAGCUGGUCUGAAGGCCGCGGCCGCAGCAACCGCUGCAGUUAAGAUGCAAGCAAAGCCUGGCUCUUCAGAGCCCGCACAAGUGCCGGCAUCUGCAAAGGUCAAGGAGGAGUCAAAACCUGCCCAGCCUGUUCAGGAGACGGCCGACAAAGCUUCUCUCGGGCCAGCCAAAAAAUUCGCACCGCCCAUUAAGCGUGGUGCCAGCUCAGGCAUUAUGCAGGCCUUUUCCAAAGCCGCAUCCAAACCAGCAAAGGUCAAGAAGGAAGCAGAAGCCCCACAACUUGCCGAAGCCAACGGUCACGACUCGAAUAUGCAGCCAUUGUCCGAUGACGGAGAGGACGACGAAGAGUUGCCGCAACCCAAAGCACGUAGCGCUUCCGGGUUCAUGAGCAAGAAGGAGAGGGAGGAGGCGCUGAAACGGAUGAUGGAAGAGGACGACGACGAUGAAGACGAGACACCGGAGAAGGAAGACACGCCUGAGGAAGAACCCAUGGAGGUGGAACCAGCAGCGCCGGAACCCGUCAAGGAGGAGGAGACAGAGGUGGUUACGGCUGCAGCCAAUGGCCGUCGACGCGGCAAGAGACGGGUCAUGCGCAAGAAGCAGAUUAUGGAUGAUCAGGGGUAUCUAGUCACAAUUCAAGAGCCAGGCUGGGAGUCCUUUUCGGAGGAUGAAGCGCCCCCUCAAAGCAAGCCCAGGACUGCGACUUCUUCAACUCCGGCACAGGCUACGAAGCCAAAGAAGGGCGGCCCUAAAGGCCAGGGAAGCAUCAUGUCCUUCUUCUCCAAGAAGUAA
Molecule: messenger RNA, 1308 nt
Organism: Parathielavia appendiculata
Lineage: Eukaryota; Fungi; Ascomycota; Sordariomycetes; Sordariales; Chaetomiaceae
Exons: 6
Coding region: 1-1308 (435 amino acids)
Biological process (GO): nucleotide-excision repair, DNA gap filling; DNA replication; DNA strand elongation involved in DNA replication
Cellular component (GO): nucleus; delta DNA polymerase complex
Molecular function (GO): DNA-directed DNA polymerase activity
Source: RefSeq, a predicted model, not a curated record